Molecule: messenger RNA, 2801 nt
Organism: Amaranthus tricolor (Joseph's coat)
Lineage: Eukaryota; Viridiplantae; Streptophyta; Magnoliopsida; Caryophyllales; Amaranthaceae
Product: respiratory burst oxidase homolog protein A-like
Exons: 14
Coding region: 153-2555 (800 amino acids)
Cellular component (GO): plasma membrane
Molecular function (GO): calcium ion binding; NAD(P)H oxidase H2O2-forming activity; peroxidase activity
Source: RefSeq, a predicted model, not a curated record
CUAAACCUUAAUUUUUCUUGUUUACUUCACCUACCCUUCUCAUGAUACCAUUAUUAUUAGGCUAAUAACUUUAUUACAUUCCCACAUAUAAUAUAUAUGAUCUUAUAGACAUAAUUCUCAUACAAGUAGUUGGUAUACAAAAGAGAGAAAUUAUGAUCAAAGAUAGUAAGGGGGAGUUUGCAAAUAAUUCAUUAUCAUCUUCAUCACAAUCAUCAACUUCAUCAUUUGGUUGUGAGAUUAAUGGCCGUCCAUCAUUGUCUUCUUCAUUCUCGGACGUUGAUGAUGGAGAUGUAGAGCAAUUUGGGCUUGAUCAAUGGCUGAGAUUUGUUAACGUGAAGGAGAUUGAUAAGGGUUAUUCCAUGCAUUGGAAAGAAGUGGAAGAACGGUUCGACCGGGUUGCUUUUAGUGAUUUUAAGGGAUAUGAUGACCAUGAGUCCACUCCUACUAUUGAUGCAUCUCAUUUUGGUUUUUGUAUAGGCAUGCAAAAUUCUUCGCAAUUUGCUAGUGCGCUUCUACAAGCACUACAAGGAAGAAAAAAGCUGACCAAACUCACCAAAAGGGAACUUUAUGGCAAUUGGCUUCGCCUUUCCAAUCCUUCUUAUGAUUCUUCCAUCCAAAUUUUAUUUGACAUGUGUGAUAAAGAUAUGGAUGGUAAAAUUACUAAAGAAGAUUUGAAGCAGAUGAUAACGUUAAGUGGUUGUACUAAUAACAUGGGCUUCAAGCAAGAGGAGACAGAGAGAUUUGCAUCUAUGCUCAUGCAAGAAGUUGAUACUCAACAAAAGGGCUACAUUGAGAUGUAUGAGCUAAAAGAGGUCUUGAAAACAGUCAUAACAAAAGAGUACCUAUUAACCGAAGAAAAGUUGACAGUUUACUUCAAUACAUUAAAUUCCGAUAAAAUAAUUUCAAACCAAAAUCAGACAGUUAUUUCAAUGCCGGAGAUCAUAUUUAGAACAUAUUGGCGACGAGCAUGGGUGGUAACACUAUGGUUAUUGGUUUGUAUAUCCCUUUUUACAUGGAAAUUCAUACAAUAUAAACAUAGAGCUGCCUUUCAAGUAAUGGGAUACUGCUUAAGCACAGCUAAAGGGGCUGCUGAAACAUUGAAGCUCAAUAUGGCUCUUAUUCUUCUACCGGUUUGUCGAAACUUGCUAACUUGCCUUAGGAAGAGUCCUCAUAUUAGCUCUAUUGUUCCCUUUAAUGAUAAUAUCAACUUUCACAAGCUAAUUGGAGGAGGCAUAGUGAUAGGAGUGAUUCUACAUGGUGGUACACACCUAACUUGUGACUUGCCAAGAAUAACAACAUGUAAUCCAUUAAUUUUCCAAAGUACAUUUGGGAAUAAAUUUGGCAACCAACAACCUUCAUAUAUAGAGGUUUUGUGUACAACUGAGGUAGCAACUGGGAUUGCCAUGGUCAUUCUAAUGGCCAUUGCCUUUUCUUUAGCAACAAGGAUGCCUCGCCGCCAGUCCACGUCGUUGCCUGAGCCGAUUCGUCGUGUAACGGGGUAUAACACCUUUUGGUACUCUCAUCACUUGCUCAUCCUUGUCUACAUUUUGCUCGUUUUUCACUCCAUGUUCCUUUUUCUCGUCUCCAGUUUUGCUGAGAAAACGACAUGGAUGUACCUGGCAAUUCCAGUUUUUUUGUAUGGUGGUGAACGAAUUUAUCGAAAUAUAAGGUCUGAGAUUGCUGAAGUUAAUGUUAUCCAGGCAAAUAUGUAUCCUGGAAAAGUUCUAAACUUGAAGUUGUCCAAACCAUCAACAUUCAAUUACAAAAGUGGCAUGUAUAUUUUCAUUAAAUGUCCCCAAGUUUCACCUUAUGAGUGGCACCCCUUUUCUUUAACGUCUGGACCAAAUGAUAACCAUCUAAGCAUUCAUGUUAGAAAUCUUGGAGAUUGGAGUUAUCAAAUGCAUAACACAUUCCAUGAAGCAAUGCUGUCAAAGGCAUAUAAUUACCCGAAAGUAUACAUGGACGGACCAUAUGGAGCAGCUUCUCAAGACCAUGUCAAAUAUGAAGUUGUUGUACUCAUUGGUCUUGGCAUUGGAGCAACACCUUUCAUUAGUGUCCUCAAAGACAUUGCAGAUAAACUUCAAAGCCCUCUUAAUUCCAAUCAGAUAAAUAAAAGAUAUUCGGAUUUUUCAAAAGGACCCUUAAAAGCCUAUCUCUAUUGGGUGACUAGGGAACAUGGUUCAUUAGGUUGGUUUAAAGAUGCCAUGAAGGAAAUUUCACAAGCUAACCAAAAGCAGCGAGUGAUAGAGAUGCAUAACUUCCUUACUAGUGUACAUAAAAGUGGAGAUGCAAGAUCAGUGUUCUUAACCAUUAUUCAAGCCCUAUACUUUGCAAAGACGGGUCUUGACGUUUUCUCUCAAACUCAGGUGCCGACACAUUUUUCGCGACCAAAUUGGUUCACAGUAUUCUCGAAUUUGGCUCUUAGACAUGUUGGCUCAAACAUUGGAGUAUUCUACUGUGGCCCGUUAAAGUUGGCGAGAGAGCUGCAAGAUUUGUGCACCCAAUUUUCUUCUAAAACCACAACUAGAUUUGUGUUCCACAAAGAAAGCUAUUGAUUCAAUGUAAAAAAAUUUAGAUUAAACUUAGUUUAUUUAAUCUUACCAAAAUCAAAGUGAAUAGUAAGAUGAUUUAUAUUGUUAGAAACAUUAGUUAUUUAUUGGAUUAAAAAUUUGAUUAUUUAGUUAGUAAUUGUAAAUAUAUUACUAUGUAUUUGUACGUUUUUGUCAAUUACUCAUUGGUCUAUUUAAAAUUAAUAUUAUGACAGAUAAUUUCAUUUAUUGAAAUAAAUUUAAUGUAAUAAA